UCGCAGCCGGGUCGCGGCGGUCUCGGUGCCCCGAGCCGGGGGCGCGGCCCCCGUCAGCCCGAGUCGCCGUCCCCGCCCGUGCCCGCCCCUCGCCCUCGCCCUCGCCCUCGCCCUCGCCCGGCCCGGCCCCGCGGCGCGCCGCGUCCCCCGAUGGCGGCGGAGGUGCAGCCGCAGCCGCUGACCCGCAAGCCCAUCCUGCUGCAGCGGGUCGAGGGGUCCCAGGAGGUGGUGAACAUGGCGGUGCUCGUGCCCAAGGAGGAGGGCGUCAUCAGCGUGUCGGAGGACAGGACCGUUCGUGUGUGGCUAAAGAGAGACAGCGGACAGUAUUGGCCAAGCAUAUACUAUGUGAUGCCUUCUCCAUGUUCAUGCAUGUCUUUUAACCCGGAAACAAGAAGACUGUCCAUAGGUCUAGACAAUGGUACAAUCUCAGAGUUUAUUUUAUCAGAAGAUUAUAACAAGAUGACUCCCGUGAAAAACUAUCAAGCGCACCAGAGCAGAGUGACGAUGAUCCUGUUUGUCCUGGAGCUGGAGUGGGUGCUGAGCACCGGGCAGGACAAGCUGUUCGCCUGGCACUGCUCCGAGAGUGCGCGGCGCCUGGGAGGCUACCGCACCAGUGCCGUGGCCUCGGGCCUGCAAUUUGAUGUUGAAACCCGGCAUGUGUUUAUUGGUGACCAGUCAGGCCAAGUGACCAUCCUCACACUGGAGCAAGACACCUGCACCCUGGUCACGGCAUUCAGAGGACAUACAGGUGGGGUGACCGCCCUGUGUUGGGACCCCGUCCAGCGAGUGCUGUUCUCCGGCAGCUCGGAUCACUCUGUUAUCAUGUGGGACAUCGGUGGGAGAAAAGGAACAGCCAUCGAGCUCCAAGGACACAACGACAAGGUCCAGGCCCUGUCCUACGCGCAGCACACGCGGCAGCUCAUCUCGUGUGGCGGAGACGGCGGGAUCGUGGUGUGGAACAUGGACGUGGAGCGGCAGGAGACCCCGGAGUGGCUGGACAGUGAUUCCUGCCAGAAGUGUGACCAGCCUUUCUUCUGGAACUUCAAGCAAAUGUGGGACAGUAAGAAGAUUGGCCUGAGACAGCACCACUGCCGCAAGUGUGGGAAGGCCGUCUGCGGCAAGUGCAGCUCCAAGCGCUCCUCUAUCCCCCUGAUGGGCUUCGAGUUCGAAGUGCGGGUCUGCGACAGCUGCCACGAGGCCAUCACCGACGAGGAACGCGCGCCCACGGCCACCUUCCACGACAGUAAGCAUAACAUCGUGCACGUGCACUUCGAUCCCACCCGAGGAUGGUUGCUGACUUCUGGAACCGACAAGGUUAUCAAGCUGUGGGACAUGACCCCCGUCGUGUCGUGACGGCCCCGCAGGCGUCCGAAGGCCGAGCUUACUCUACAGCCGUCGCCGGAAUCCGCACCUUCCCGGAGCUGCGAGUGGACGCGGAGGCGCGCGGAGCCGCGGCCUGGUGGGCGCGUGUGCAUGGCCCCGGCGACGGGCCUCCACAGCCUGUCCCCACAAUAAGACGGAAGAUAGUUUUUGGCAAAUUUGUGUGCGUCCCGGCUCUGCUGCCUUGUUGCGAGCAUCUGAGAACCGCGUGGGCUGAGCGCGGCCCGUCUCCCUCCCCUCGGCUGUGGUGAGGGAGCCUCCCGCCUCCGCCCGCCCAGCUCUGUGGGCCGCGUCCCCCCCCCCCGCGCCCUCACCUGCGGUCACCCGCGUGCUGCUGUCCACUCUCUCCCCAGCGUGUCCUCAGCUUCCACACACGCCUCCUGCGCCGCGGGGUGCGGGGGCCCCUGGUGGGGGUUUCCACUGACCCCCUGAAUCACCCGGAGCGAUCCCCUUGGGCGCCCGCCUCGGCCUCCGCCUUUGCCCCCCCACCUCGCGGGAGCACGUGGCCACCUCGGAGCCCCAGCUCUGGGGCCUGGGUCGUUGUCACCCGGUUGGAGGCUCCCAGCCUCGUUCACGGGCUCUUCCCCGCGCGCCGCACUCCCAACACGUGCGGCAAAGCAAGAACCCAAACCCCAGGGCCCCCCGGAAGAAGCGCCUGUAAGCCAUGUCCCCCGCGACAGCCCCUCGAACGUGCUCCCUACCCGGGCCGCGCCCUGCCAUGCCCCGCGCCGUCCCUGAACCUGGAGAUCUAAACCUCGUCCUUCGUGUGCUUUAGCAGAGCGCGUGGCAACGCUUUCCUACUACACCGGUGUGAUCCGAGACGUGAAAGGUGCCGAGUCCGACGGCUCCGACUCCUCUGGUUGGGGAUUAUCAUUAUUUUUUUAAAGAGGGCUUUAAAAAAUGACCCCAAAGAAUUCUAAUUUUAAGGAAAUCCAACCAAACUUGAUCCAGUGAAACGCGUGUGCGUAGUGGACCCACCUCGGGAUGUUGAGGUCCGUUUUAGAAACGUCGUUUCCACCUGGAGAGAGACUUGGUCAGCUGCGGCGUGUGCCGUGAGCCCUGGACACGUCGCACCUGUCGGGGCCGUCGGGGUCACGGAGUCCUUGAGCCUCCCCGGGCUGAAUAAAGGCCAGUCACUUGCCCUUCA
Molecule: messenger RNA, 2527 nt
Organism: Nyctereutes procyonoides (raccoon dog)
Lineage: Eukaryota; Metazoa; Chordata; Mammalia; Carnivora; Canidae
Gene: WDFY2
Product: WD repeat and FYVE domain containing 2
Exons: 12
Coding region: 151-1353 (400 amino acids)
Molecular function (GO): protein binding; metal ion binding
Source: RefSeq, a predicted model, not a curated record